Molecule: messenger RNA, 1459 nt
Organism: Punctularia strigosozonata HHB-11173 SS5
Lineage: Eukaryota; Fungi; Basidiomycota; Agaricomycetes; Corticiales; Punctulariaceae
Exons: 3
Coding region: 1-1305 (434 amino acids)
Biological process (GO): regulation of cyclin-dependent protein serine/threonine kinase activity
Cellular component (GO): nucleus; cyclin-dependent protein kinase holoenzyme complex
Molecular function (GO): protein kinase binding; cyclin-dependent protein serine/threonine kinase regulator activity
Source: RefSeq, a predicted model, not a curated record
AUGUCGUCUGUCGUCGAGCGCACACACCCGGCCUCGCUUGCUCCCUGGUCCUCGCACAGUCCCGAAUUCCUCGCGUGCGUCUCGCAGAAGGUGUCGAACGAGAUGGUCAGCUUCAUCGCCAACAAAGCGCGAGAGGUGAUCCAGAUCGACGACCCGUCGGCUUCGGAGUCCCUUCCGAGCCCCCCGCAGACGCCCGCCAAGACGGACGCUGAGGACCAGCAGCAACGAGCCUCCUCCUACCCCCUUCCCUCCCUCGAAGCAUUCAUCAUCAGCAUUAUCAAGCAUUCCAGAGUCUCGGUUCCCAGUCUCCUCACAACCCUCAUCUACCUUGACCGGCUUCAGACGAAGCUCCCCAAGAUGGCCAAGGGAAUGCCGUGCACUCGUCAUCGCGUGUUCCUUGCGACGCUCAUUGUCGCAUGCAAGUACUGCCACGACUCGUCGCCGAAGAACAAGCAUUGGGCGAAGUACGCCGGGCUGUUCGACCUCGCGGAGCUCAACCUGAUGGAGCGCCAGCUCCUCUUCCUCCUCGACUUCGACCUCAGCUUUGACGAGGCAGAGGCCGCCCGCCACUUUGCGCCCUUCAUGCCGACGUCGAAGGAGACGCGCGCCGCGGCGGUCGCCAAGGUGUCGAAGGCGCGCAAGACCCGCACCGGUGGUACCGCGCCGACCACGCCCAUCCGCGCGCUCGCCAAGCAGCUCUCGGCCACGUUCCUUUCCGUACCCGCGCCCGUGCAGAUGCCGCUCCCGUCGCCCUCGACGUCGUCGGAGUGCAGCGCGACGACGACGGACUCCGAGACGGCGUACGAGUCGUCCGCGACCGAGUCCGAGGCCGAAGAGGACGACGAGUACGCGACGCCGAGCAAGCCGUCCGCCGGCGGCAACAAGCGGUUCACGCUGCGCGCGAUCCCCGUGCACCCCCGCGUCGGCGGCGCCCAGCAGCAGCAGCAGCAGCGGAACCGCGUCUCGUCUGCGGACACGAUCGUCGGCAAGCUCCCGCCGUCGCCGUCGCCGUCGCCCGCGCGGAAGAUCAAGUUCGACAGCCUCCCCGCGCACCGCGCGCCGUCGUCGCAGAAGCGUGCCGCCUCGGGCGCGUCCGCGUACCCGGUGUCGCCUGCCGCGCUCUCGGCGUCGGGCUCGCUGCGCGCGCGGCAGCCGUCCGAGUCGUUCCUCACGCGCAUGUGGGGCGCUGCCACCCGCGGUGCGCAGGGAUCCGAGUGCGAUACGCCGACGACGGGGAGCACGCUUCGCAGGCUCACGCACCGGCGGUCAAGCGCCUUCCGCCAGGCGCCCGCGACGGAGGUCUAGGACGAAACAUAAAGGAACUCGAAGGCGUCUGCUUGAUAUACCGCUCCCCAGCCUCAUCUCUGUGAAAUGCUACGAAACCUCCGCACCAUUUGCUCAUCGACGAUUCCAACGACAUACCCCCCCUCUCCGCUCCGCAUCCCGGUUCCAUUCACUA